CCGAAGCAACAAGAAGAGAUCGGUCGUGACGUUAGUCGGUGGCUUGUUUUUGUUUUUGUUUUCAAUAUUUCAAAUGUACAACGUACUAACGAAAGUACCUAAAGUAUUGCAGAAUAUACGACAUAUUUAUUUAGAAAUUUAAAAACUGUGUCAUAGCGUUCACAAAAUCGAGAUGCGUCUAACAAAAUUGGCAAUAUGGCAAUUUGUGUUGAUAUUUGCCGCUUCUUUUCUGAAUUUGGUUGAGUGUAAAUCUUUUUUCGGCAUCGGUAGACGCAUUAUUCAUGACGAGUUAAUAGUAAAAGAUGUUCUUCAAGCACGCGUGGUCGGAGUGGACAAGGGUCCAGUAGUUGGCUUCAACUAUGCUAUUCCAGAGCCAAUAACUUACAUCGAAAUUACCUCGGAACAAAACGUUCUAGCAGAGGUGAACUUCAGUUAUCAGAAUGACUUGGUGAAAGGGAAUAUUAUUGCGAUCGAUGAUGACAACAUCACAAAUACAAAUGAUGACUUCGAGCUAUUUGAAGUGCAGAUAUCAAUCUAUGGAUUCAAAGAGCCAUCACUCAAUAUGAAUCCAUCGAUUUUUCUCAAUAGAGAUCAGCAAUUUCAAGGCAUACUUGAGCCGGACUCUAGCAGUGAAUUCGAGUACGAAAUUGAAGGUAAUGAAUUCGAAGAUGCGGAAGUGAAAAAUGGAAGUGAUGAAACCACAGCUGCGUUGGAUGACGAUGAGGAAUAUUUUGAAGACUUUGGUGAUGCUGAUAAAGUAAUCGAACAGGGAAUGCAUCAGAAAGAUGAUUAUUUAUUGUAUCAAACUUAUCAGAAUUCGCAAACUUCUACAGAGGAACCGUCAAAUCAUACCGUUAUAUUUUACUACAUUGACAGUAAUUUCAUAACCUAUGUGAGAUUUAUAAUAUUCGAUCACACUGUCGACACGGCAUCAGAAGAUUACAAUCCACCUGUAGCGGAAUAUUCCCACUUCUCCCCGAAUAGUCUCAAAGCUGUAAUUACGGACAGCAAUACUACUAACCUAUUUGUGCAGAUGCUAAUCUAUGGUUAUCGGCCGGAUGAUCUUCCAGACGACUACACACCAUUUUUAAUCAGCAGCUAUAAUACCGAGAUGACAGCAUCAUCGAGUGCUUUAGAACGUUUGAAAAUGUUAAUGAUUGCCAAAACUCAGAAUAGUUAUGAAAAUUCAGGGGAGAUAAAUUUUGAAACGGGUGAAAGAAAUGAACCGUCGACCAAUAGUACCACAACGGAUGCGUCAACUAGGCAUCACUCAAAUGGGUUUGCAGUAUUCAACAUCAUCAUAAUAUAUUUCUUAACAUUCUUUUAAAUUUGUUUGAAUGCAUGAUUUAUAAAUUAUUUAUUACCUAUGUCUAUUAUUAUCGUAAUGAAAUGAUCUUACGGUCCAUUGUAUUUACUUCUGUUACUAAAAUGAAUUAAUUUGCGUCCACGCUUUAUAAAAAAUGCAGUACAACAAAAAAGAUAGUAUUUAAAAAUAAAAUGAUUGCUCAUUUGA
Messenger RNA from Anastrepha obliqua, 1513 nucleotides. RefSeq lists its product as uncharacterized. Lineage: Eukaryota; Metazoa; Arthropoda; Insecta; Diptera; Tephritidae. The transcript is spliced from 4 exons. The record is from RefSeq and is a predicted model, not a curated record. Bases 173 to 1327 code for a protein of 384 amino acids.